AUGGAGGAAACUGACCACGGAAUUGGUAUUAAAGUUUACACUGCAACACCACCACAUGAGAACCCUACAACCUCCUCCUCCCUCCCUCGCCUGCCUUCGGAACCCGGCCGCAAGAGGAGGGUCGUGGCCAAAGGGGUUCAAAAAACCAUAUCAAAAACCUCCAUGCUUGUCAACUUCCUACCAACAGGCACCCUUUUAACCUUCGAGUUGGUUCUGCCUUCUGUUUACCGUCACGGUGCUUGCACCCAUGUUACCACCAUGAUGAUUUACUCCCUCUUGGGCCUUUGCGCGGUCUCUUGCUUCUUCUUCCAUUUUACCGAUAGUUUCCGAGGCCCGGACGGGACGGUUUACUACGGUUUCGUCACGCCCAACGGACUGGCCCUUUUCAAGCCUGGUCUCGAAGUCGAAUCUCCGAAAGACGACAAGUACAAGGUCGGACUCACAGAUUUCAUUCAUGCUGUCAUGUCGGUGUUGGUGUUCAUGGCGAUCGCUUUCUCGGAUCAUAGAGUUACCAACUGUGUUUUUCCAGGACACGAGAAGGAGAUGGAUCAAGUUAUGGAGGGUUUCCCCUUGAUGGUGGGGAUUAUUUGCAGGCUGUUUCUUGUGUUUCCCAAAACUAGAUUUGGUGUUGGUUGCAUGGCUGCUUGA
Molecule: messenger RNA, 648 nt
Organism: Hibiscus syriacus
Lineage: Eukaryota; Viridiplantae; Streptophyta; Magnoliopsida; Malvales; Malvaceae
Product: protein DMP9-like
Biological process (GO): endomembrane system organization
Source: RefSeq, a predicted model, not a curated record